CCAUCACCAUCAUUAACCCCCUCUGACCACGGCGUGUGUUUGUCUGUUACAGAGUUAGAGAGAGUACAGAGUGGCCGUCGCAGUGAGGACAAGAGGGCCGUGGAAGUGACCAAGGAGAAGUCCAUUAAGGUGACCGUCAAAGUCCUCGUGCCUGUCAGAGAGCAUCUGAAGUUUAACUUCGUCGGGAAGCUCUUAGGCCCCAAAGGUAACUCCCUCAAGAGACUACAGGAGGAGACGAUGACGAAGAUGGCUAUCCUAGGUAAAGGUUCCUUCAGGGAUAAAGCCAAGGAGGAGGAACUACGUAAGAAUCCUGACCCUAAGUACGGUCACCUUCAGGAGGAUCUACAUGUUGAGGUCACCGCCCACGCCCCUCCUGCCGAAGCUUACGCCCGCAUAGCCUACGCCUUGACGGAGAUACGCCGUUAUUUGGUGCCUGACCACAACGACGAGAUCCGACAGGAGCAGAUGAGAGAGAUGCAGGUGCUGAACGGCCGGACGGGACUACCUGGAGGAGGCGGUGAAGGGCUGGACGGUCACACAGACUCUACGGGCUCUCUCUCGCCGCCCAACUCACUCUCCCCACCGCCGCCUGCCCCGUCAAGCUGCCAUCCGCCGCCGCCGCCGCCCACCAGCCGCCCAUCACGCUGCUGCCGCCACCCCCGUAGCCCCUACUCUCCUCACCCACCCAGCUAUGAGGGGACUAACUAGGGCACAGAUGGGACUGUUGAAUACAGUGCCCGGUAUGGCAGCUCCUGCAAUGCCCGGUGCCAUGUUGGGUCGUUUCCCCACACUGCUGCCACUAGGAUCGGUGGCACCCCUUGGCCCACGCAGGUAUGUGUCUUAAAUUACCUUCCCC
Messenger RNA from Homarus americanus (American lobster), 856 nucleotides. Its product is annotated as KH domain-containing, RNA-binding, signal transduction-associated protein 2-like. Gene Ontology annotation, molecular function: mRNA binding. Gene Ontology annotation, cellular component: nucleus. The annotation marks the transcript as partial. The transcript is spliced from 4 exons. Gene Ontology annotation, biological process: regulation of alternative mRNA splicing, via spliceosome. Lineage: Eukaryota; Metazoa; Arthropoda; Malacostraca; Decapoda; Nephropidae. The record is from RefSeq and is a predicted model, not a curated record.